AUGAAUUAUCGUCGAAUUGUUGUCCCUGACAAGGUAUUGCACAACAGAAUCUGGGAAGGUUCUUGGGCCGAUGAUGCACUCAAAGAAGAUGCAGAGAAUGAAAUAUAUGCGGACUACAACCGCAUCCGAUGGAUCAAAUAUAAAUCCGAGAACUUCUCAGUCGAUGCUCCUCAUAUUCUUGAUCCGUCACCGCAACGAACACCGUUCUUACUUCAAGCAGGAACUUCAGCUGCCGGUAUUGAAUUCGCUGCAAAGCACGCCGAAGCUAUCAUGGUCUCCGGCCUUUCGCCACAUGUAGUCGCACCGCGAGUAGAGGCAAUUCGGGAGAAGGCGGAGCAGCUCGGUCGCGAUCCUAGGAGUGUCAAAAUAUUCGCGAUUGUUACGCCAGUCAUUGGAAAAACAGAUGAGGAAGCAAAAGAAAAAUAUCAAAAGGCACUUAAAUAUGCUAGUGCCGAAGCCGGAUUAACCUUCUACUCUGGAAACGCUGGCAUCGAUCUUUCCAAGUUUGAUCUAGAUACAGAGAUUAAACCUGACGAUGCGACAGUUGACGGUCGUGUGCACUCGCUUGUCAGUAGCCUUAAGUAUAGGGGAGACGAUGUCCCCGCCUGGACACCGCGUAAUAUCGGAAAAGCUAUGGCUAUAGGAGGCAACGGUCCGGUGCCGGUGGGCUCGCCAGAACGUGUCGCUGACGCUCUGGAGGAAUGGGUACGGAUUGCUGAUGUUGAUGGAUUUAAUGUUGGUUAUGUAGUCACGCCAGGCAGCUUCGAAGACGUUGUAGAUCUGUUAAUCCCCGAGCUGCGGCGUCGAGGCACAAAUAUGGCUACAGAUGUGACAACGAAGGAGGCAGCUGUCUUCGCCGAUCCAGCUGACGCUGGCUUGUCUGAUGCAGAGAAACAAGAUGCGCCCCUUACACGGUGGGAGAGAAUUAGCGAGGUGAUUUGGGAUGGUCGUCGAAGCAAAGAAGAGAAGCAGCUCGUUCAGCGGCUGGAUCUGUUCAUCAUGAGCUGGGCGACCUUUGGAUACUUCGUGCGAUUACUCGACUCUAGUAAUAUUACCAAUGCCUACGUUAGUGGUAUGAAGGAGGAUCUCAACUUUCACGGAAACCAGUAUAAUCUACUACAGACAUUCUUUACAUGUGGUUAUUUGGUUGGCCAAAUUCCAUCCCAGUUCAUUCUCACGAGAGAACUGAGCAAACGUAUUGGAAUCUUCUAUUCAGCUAGUUAUGCUGCUAACGGCUUUAAGAAGCGAUGGCAAAUUCUCAUCAUCCCCGCAACCAUCAAUUUUAUUGGCAUGGUCGUUGUCGCAACCGGGCCAAACUACGGUGCAACGUUCUUUGGUUACUUGAUCAAUGCCGCAUCAUGGGGCUUUUGGCCUGUACUUUACGCUUGGGCUAUCGAAAUCAUGCACAAGGACAUGGAAGAGCGAGCUAUCGUUAUUGGUGUUGCUCAAACAUUUGGCCAAGCCUUUAUCGCUUGGGUGCCAGUUCUCAUCUUGAAUGUUGGCAAAUACGCACCAAAAUUCCACAUGGGUUUCAGUGUGAUGAGUGGUGUCAGCGUUCUAGAGUUCGCCAGUAUUUUCAUUAUCCGCUACUUCGCCAAAUGGGAGGAGAAAAAAACAGAAGCUCAAGAAUCUCUUUCCUCGAGUCACAGCAAGACAGCUACAGGUAGGGACCUCGAAUAA
Messenger RNA from Phaeoacremonium minimum UCRPA7, 1680 nucleotides. RefSeq names its product putative xenobiotic compound family protein. The transcript is spliced from 10 exons. Bases 1 to 1680 code for a protein of 559 amino acids. Gene Ontology annotation, molecular function: oxidoreductase activity, acting on paired donors, with incorporation or reduction of molecular oxygen. Lineage: Eukaryota; Fungi; Ascomycota; Sordariomycetes; Togniniales; Togniniaceae. The record is from RefSeq and is a predicted model, not a curated record.